Messenger RNA from Theileria orientalis strain Shintoku, 1926 nucleotides. RefSeq lists its product as hypothetical. Bases 1 to 1926 code for a protein of 641 amino acids. The record is from RefSeq and is a predicted model, not a curated record. The transcript has a single exon. Lineage: Eukaryota; Apicomplexa; Aconoidasida; Piroplasmida; Theileriidae.
AUGAGAUUCUUAUCAAUAAUAACUGGAGAAAAAGGCCACAAUAUAAUUAGAAAUAAUUGCAGAAGGAUCUCUUCAUUGAAUCAAACAACAUCAGAUACAACGAGGCAGUCAGUGGAUUUUGCUCCUUUGGGGCCCCUUGAUAAAAACGUGAAGAAAAAAUCAAGUAAAGUGUCAAAGAAGGCAUCGAAGGAAUCAGUGGAACAUAAAGGUGUGAACAAAGAUGGUUUGGAUGAACACAAGGAUGGCGCGAAGGAGGUAUCAGACGCACAGGCCAGGGCGGUGGUUCUGAGGAAGCCAAUACCGAAGAACUUCAUAAAGGAGACGCUGCUGCCGCACCUGGAGCACAACGUGGCGUACAACUGCAUGAAGUUCCCGCCGGAAGUGGUGUUGCAAAUAGGAAUAGCGUACUCGAAGCUGCCGCACUUCAUAAGGCAGAGAAGCAUCGAGGACGCACUAAUAGAAAGCUUCAGAUACAGAAUGGUGGACUACACAGCAGUGGACUGCAUACAGCUGUUGAACACGUGCUUUCAGCUGCAAGGAGUGAGGUCAAUAGCAGUGUACGACGACAUAAUAUCGAGGCUGGAGGUGCCGCACGUGUUCAACAGCAUUAACUCGCUCAACAGGCUGGGAAUUUGCAGAAGCGUCGCGAAGAUAAUAAAACACACACAAAGACUCAACGGGAGCAGUAGCAGUAACACAGGCAGCACUGACAGUGAUGGUGACAGCGUUAGAAUUGGGACCGCUAGCGAUACAAGACUAAGAAAGGAUGAUUUAGGUGAUGAUAAACAGCCAAGUGGUGCAGACUCUAACGUGGAUUCGAGCGCACACACAAACGCCAGUGGCUCAAGUGUGGAUUACACAACUAAGAGUGAAGGAUUAGGAGAAGAUGCAGAUGUUAAAAGGGACAGUUCGAGUCUGAGUUUUAUGAAUAAAGACCUGUUUAAGAUUGAUCGUAACGAGUACCACGACCUGUAUAAGACGUCGCCGAUGAGGCCGUGGAGUUACCUGGUUAAAAGCCACAGGGACAAGAAGAUGGCAAGUUUAGUGGAGAGAAUGGUGUCGUUCUGCGAAAAUAGAAUACUGCCGCAGCUCGAAUACGAGUUAAAGUCGUUCGACGCGGACGAGCUGACGGACCUGCUGGCAGUUCUGGCGCAGAGGACGGAAAGAGACGGAACCACCAUGGACUUCCCAGUGAUCUCGAUACUGAUGGCGAACAUAAUGAGGCUGUACGAGUCGACGUCGCUGGUGAACACCAUAAGCAACCUCGCGAGCCUGUGCAGGCUGAGAAUAAGGCACGACGAGUUCGUGGAGCGCCUGCUGCGGGACCUGAGGAACCCGCUGAAGGUGGCGAACAUCUACCACAGGCACCUGAGCAGGUGCCUCUGGUCGCUCGCAAGGCUCGACCUGCUGAACGAGGUGCUCGGGGACCUGCUGCCGCACGUGGCGCAGAACGUGCCGAAGUUCGGGCCGAGUUGUCUGGCGAGGCUCGCGCAGGUCGCAGCGUACUACCCGAUCGCGAGCGACAAGGAGGCGAAGCAGCUCAACGCGCUGCUGGAGAAGACGUGCCUCUGCGUUCUGUCGAGGUCGGGCGCGUUCUCGCCGAGGGACGUGACCUUUUUGGCCUCGGCGCUGAUGCACCUGCGCCUUCUGCCCACAGAGUCGGAAUAUGGUGCGGGUGUGGCGCGUGAGCUGCGGCCCAAGUUUGAGAAGGAGGAGCGCUACAUUGCGAGGGCGCACAGGAAGACCGACACCUUGCAGGCGCUCUCGAGGCUGCUGGAGGCGCUGAACCGCCUGGACGCGGAGUUCGACCUCGUGGAGAUCGAGCGCCUGAUCGGCGCGACGCGCUCCUUCAAGGAGUACGCGUACCUGCUCGCCCACUUCCCCGAGUCCUGGAGGAACAUAGUGAGGCCGCCGGAGCCGCAGUAG